AUGCUAACUGGGACAAGCUCUUUGUCUUCAUUUGCUUGUGCCCUGAUGCUGUGGGCUUUGUUUUCUCCUCCAUCGGUUCAGGCCUGUCAAGGAGAUGAAUUACCGUGUGACAUGGUGCUUGGCUGGCUGAAAAGAAGGAUCCUUGAAGGUUUGGGGUUGGAUGAGCCUCCUCUGCCAGUGUUGCAGCUGCCAACACGACAGGCAGGGAACAGAGCUGUGCACCAUGUAGCAUCACGAAUGACUAGAGAAACAAGAGUGGAAAGAAGACACCAUCAGGAGUCCUCUCAGGUCAUUCUGUUCCCAAGCUCAGAGUCUACAUGCAAGGAUAUACCUGGCCACUCUUCUGAUGCUGGACCUGGUCACUUUACAUACUAUUUCCAGCCCUCUUUGGACAGCCAGGAAUCCAUCAUCACUUCUGCACACUUCUGGUUCUAUGCCGGAGAGACCAUCGCUUCCAUCAACAUCUCAGCACCACUUUUCAUCCUCACCCAUAAUAAGGAGCUCCUCAAAGCAUCUGAAAGUCCAGUCAAACGCUCUCCUGAUGGAUGGACCACCUAUAAAUUGGAUGUUCAUCUUCACACUCCCAUGGCUGAUGGUCAGUUUAUGCUACAGAUUCGCUGCCCAACCUGCAGUUGCCAUGAUUCAGAAGACAAAACACCCUUUCUGCACCUCCACACCCGUUCAAGUGGCCCUGACCGCUCCCGCAGAGCACCCAAAAUUCCAUGGUCACCAGAUGCCAUUGAAAAUCUCAAAAGACCUGCAUCUCAGGGCACUGACUGCAGAAGAGAGCAGAUUGAAAUCUCCUUUGAAGACCUUGGAUGGAACAACUGGAUUGUUCAUCCUAAAUCGUUCACCUUCUACUACUGCCAUGGCAACUGCUCCAGCGCUGAACGCAUCACCACCAUUCUUGGGAUCACCCAGUGCUGCGCUCCUGUUCCAGAGAGCAUGAAGUCACUCCGUUUCACCACCACCUCAGACGGGGGAUACUCAUUCAAAUAUGAGACCCUGCCUAACAUCAUACCAGAAGAGUGCAACUGCAUCUAA
Messenger RNA from Danio rerio (zebrafish), 1044 nucleotides. RefSeq names its product inhibin subunit alpha (gene inha). NCBI's taxonomy places the organism in Eukaryota, Metazoa, Chordata, Actinopteri, Cypriniformes, Danionidae. Gene Ontology annotation, molecular function: growth factor activity. Gene Ontology annotation, cellular component: extracellular region. The record is from RefSeq and is marked provisional.